Molecule: messenger RNA, 2922 nt
Organism: Osmerus eperlanus (European smelt)
Lineage: Eukaryota; Metazoa; Chordata; Actinopteri; Osmeriformes; Osmeridae
Gene: slc5a1
Product: solute carrier family 5 member 1
Exons: 15
Coding region: 54-2036 (660 amino acids)
Biological process (GO): transmembrane transport; sodium ion transport
Cellular component (GO): plasma membrane
Molecular function (GO): D-glucose:sodium symporter activity
Source: RefSeq, a predicted model, not a curated record
GCUCGAAAGGGGAGACAAACUAGCUGUCCUUUGGUCUCCUCAGCUCAGACAAAAUGACUCGGGAUUAUUUUGGCUUCUCUUUAAUGCAUCCAAGAAAUGCAGCAGACAAUGGCACCAAUGUUGUAUACGCUGUCAACAACCCAGCAGACAUAUCAGUCAUUGUGUUGUACUUCCUUCUGGUCCUGGCUGUCGGAAUAUGGGCCAUGGUCCGUACCAACCGGUCGACGGUGGGGGGGUUCUUCCUGGCAGGGAGGAGUAUGGUGUGGUGGCCGAUUGGCGCAUCUCUCUUUGCCAGCAACAUUGGCAGCGGGCAUUUUGUGGGCAUCGCUGGAACAGCAGCCGCUUCAGGCAUCGCCAUAGGAGGGUUUGAGUGGAAUGCCCUUGUGGUGGUGGUCAUUCUCGGCUGGCUGUUCGUACCCAUCUACAUCAAAGCAGGGGUGGUGACCAUGCCAGAGUACCUGAAGAAGAGGUUUGGAGGACAGCGCAUUCGCGUCUACCUGUCUGUGCUCUCUCUCUUCCUUUACGUGUUCACCAAGAUCUCAGCAGACAUGUUUUCUGGUGCCAUCUUUAUCAACCUGGCUCUGGGACUGAAUAUUUACCUGGCUGUGAUUCUACUGCUAUUGAUCACUGCUCUGUAUACAGUCACAGGUGGACUGGCUGCGGUGAUCUACACAGACACCUUGCAGACCGUCAUCAUGGUGGUGGGGUCGUUCGUCCUCAUGGGCUUUGCUUUCAACGAGGUGGGAGACUACACGACCUUCCAGACCAAGUACAUGGAAGCCAUCCCCACCUUCAUCGGAGUGAACAUCAGCGAGAAGUGCUACACGCCUCGACCAGACUCCUUCCACAUCUUCAGGGACGCCAUCACGGGAGACCUGCCCUGGCCCGGCCUGGUGUUCGGACUCACCAUCCAGGCCACGUGGUACUGGUGCACAGACCAGGUUAUUGUCCAGCGUUGUCUCUCGGCGAAGAACCUUUCUCACAUGAAGGCCGGCUGUAUCCUGUGUGGCUACCUGAAACUCCUCCCCAUGUUCCUCAUGGUCUUCCCUGGCAUGAUGAGCAGGAUCCUCUACACAAAUGAAGUGGCGUGUGUGGACCCAGAGGCGUGUCAGAAGUUCUGCGGCGCGAGCGUAGGCUGCACCAACAUCGCCUAUCCCAAACUCGUGGUCGACCUGAUGCCAAACGGUCUGCGAGGCCUCAUGUUGUCGGUGAUGCUGGCCUCUCUGAUGAGCUCCCUCACCUCCAUCUUCAACAGCGCCAGCACCCUCUUCACCAUGGACAUCUACACCAAGAUACGCAAGUCGGCCACUGAGAAAGAGCUUAUGAUCGCUGGAAGGGUGUUCAUAAUCGCUCUUAUUGGGGUGAGCAUCGCGUGGAUCCCUGUGGUGCAGUCUGCCCAGAGCGGACAGCUGUUCGACUACAUCCAGUCCAUCACCAGCUACCUGACCCCGCCCAUCGCGGCCGUUUUCAUGCUCGCCAUCUUCUGCAAGCGCGUCAACGAGGCUGGUGCGUUCUACGGGCUUCUGAUUGGCCUGUGUAUCGGCCUGUCCCGGAUGAUCGCAGAGUUCGCCUACGGCACGGGGAGCUGCGCCAAUCCCAGCGUCUGUCCCACCAUCAUCUGCGGGGUGCACUACCUUUACUUCUCCAUCAUCCUGUUCUCCAUCUCCUGCAUCCUCAUCGUGUCCAUCUCCCUCAUGACCGAGCCCAUCGAGGACAAAUACCUCUAUCGCCUGUGUUGGAGCCUCAGGAACAACACAGAGAAGAGAGAGGACCUGGAAAAGGAAGACUGGAUCGACAACCAAGACUCCCUGGAUAUAGAGGAGCCCACGGAGGAACCCGGCCGCUGUAAGAAGCUCUUCCUGGGCUUCUGUGGCCUGGAGCAGAGCACGGCUCCCAGGCUCACCAAGGAGGAACAGGAGGAACUCCAGAAACAGCUCACAGACACCUCCGAGGUUCCUCUGUGGAGGAACGUGGUGAAUGCCAACGCCCUCAUCCUGCUGUGUGUGGCCGUCUUCCUGCACGGCUUCUACGGCUAAGGGUCUCCCUCGGGAAGGAACCUCAAGACUGGCCCCUGUGGUCCUAAGCUGUUUUAAGUUUGUGUCGGUGACCUAGCGUUGUGGCUGCUCGGCUCCUUAAACGGCUGGACUCAAACACUGCCUGGGAAGAGACUUUACGGGGGUGUUUCAAGGGUUUUGCUUUCAAGACUGAAGGGGUUGUGUACGUAGUGUAUAUGUGUGUGUAUGUGUGCAAAUUGCACUGACAUGUUGAAUGUUUUAUAAUUAGGAUUAUUUCUGCCAACGUAGGUAUAAAUAGAAGCGAGUGAUUGGAAUGUACCGUGUUAGCUUUGCAAAAAUGAUGAAAGCCUAAUAUAAUCAGAAUAAAGCUAUCUCUAUGGCAUUUUCUUCUAAUCUCGUCAUGGCAGUUUGGUCCUUCCAGAAUACAGAGGAUUUUUUGUUCUCACUUUACUAGUAAUGACAAUCAAACAUAUAAUCACGUACUGCCUUAUGUUAACAAGUCGUAUGCGACCAAAGUCCAUAUAGGUGCCAUAUCCUCAUUCCAUUCUCGUUUGUUAUGUAGUUGUUAAUUAGUGAUGUUUCAAGGAUGGAUUCAACUGCUGUAAAUUUCCUCAAAUCCUUCAUCUUCUGCAUCUGUCUUAUUACUGACCCCUGCUGGAUACAAGAGUACCUUGUGUGAAUGUAAAAUUACAUUUAGGCAAUUUAAUCGGAGUGGGUCAUGAUAUGCAUUGAUGACAGUAUUCAUAACAACCUGCGUAGCAUCACUGCAUUUCGUUACAAGUUUUGUUUUAUAAAAUGUAAAGAUUUUGUGUAAAACAAAAAUCCCAGUAGAAACAAACAAUGUUGGCAUUGAAGAUUAGUAGUUCAAGUAUCAUGUUCUGCUUUCAUAAAUUCCUCUCUCGCUCUA